AUGUCACCUUCAUAUUUGUGGUCUAGUUUGGCAAUUUUGGUGAUUGUAAAUUGCGUACCAGCUAAUAGCGUCGUAAGGCGCAAUAAGGAACUGGUGGUCGAGAAGGCAAAAACUUGUAUAACAAACAAAACGGAAUCGUUUAUGCUUAAAUUUCCGGCCCCGCUUAACUUCACCUCCAUCAACAACAUUGUACGCUUUUAUGGCAAUUUUACCAUCACCGAAGAAAUUCGUUCCCCGCUGGAGGUCACCUUAAUCGCGUACCGGUGUACGACAAAUUUGCAGAACUGCCAAAAGUAUAAUGCGCUUCAAAUUACCAAGAUUUGCUCCUUCCUGGCCGACACCAACUCCUUUUGGUCGCCGUUUGUACAGAGCGUGCAGCCCAGACUCAGAUGCCCCAUACAGCCCAACACGUACUUUUUCAAAGACUCCACGUUUGAUUUAAGCUUUUUCACGAGCUUCCCGUUGGAAGGGUACACUUGGCAGACAACGAUGAAGCUUCUCUCUACAGGCUACACACCCAAAAGGGAGGUGUUUUGUUUCGCGUGUCAAGCCACUCUGAUACGAGGCCGCCGAUCAUAG
Anopheles cruzii is the source of this 579-nucleotide messenger RNA. RefSeq lists its product as uncharacterized. Bases 1 to 579 code for a protein of 192 amino acids. The transcript is spliced from 4 exons. NCBI's taxonomy places the organism in Eukaryota, Metazoa, Arthropoda, Insecta, Diptera, Culicidae. The record is from RefSeq and is a predicted model, not a curated record.